Phialemonium atrogriseum is the source of this 954-nucleotide messenger RNA. RefSeq names its product septum-promoting GTP-binding protein 1. Lineage: Eukaryota; Fungi; Ascomycota; Sordariomycetes; Cephalothecales; Cephalothecaceae. The record is from RefSeq and is a predicted model, not a curated record. Gene Ontology annotation, molecular function: GTP binding; GTPase activity. Gene Ontology annotation, cellular component: spindle pole body. The coding region runs from base 1 to 954 and encodes 317 amino acids. Gene Ontology annotation, biological process: positive regulation of mitotic division septum assembly. The transcript is spliced from 3 exons.
AUGGACCACGAACCCACCCCGCUCGACGCCCACGAGGACACCCUCGGAGGGCUAGACGGUUCUCCUAACAUGGCGGCCGGUUCAUCGCAGAGCAACGGCUUCCGCGAACGGAGGCACACCCAGACGCAGUCCCUCGACCAGGGUCUGUCCCUCUCGCCCCGCCAACAACAUCACCACUACCAGCAACAGCAGCCGCAAGAGGCCAUGGACAUGGAUCCCACCGCCCGGUACACCACCCCGCCCGUCCCGCAGCCAGCCGCCCCCUCGAUAUCCAGACCCCCGUCCGGCCUGUCGGGCCACGGCAGCUACGGUGCCGACCACGCCUCGCGGGCCGGUAGUAACCCUGCCGCCGGGGACGGGCAGGCCAACGGGCGCAACCAUGUGGUGAUCAAGGUUGGCAUGGUGGGCGACGCACAGAUCGGCAAGACGAGCCUCAUGGUCAAAUACGUAGAGGGCAGCUGGGACGAGGACUACAUCCAGACGCUCGGGGUCAACUUCAUGGAGAAGACCAUCAGCAUAAGGAACACGGAGAUCACCUUCAGCAUCUGGGAUCUAGGCGGCCAGCGCGAGUUCGUCAACAUGCUGCCGCUUGUGUGCAACGACGCCGUCGCCAUCCUCUUCAUGUUCGACCUGACCAGGAAGAGCACCCUCAACAGUAUCAAGGAGUGGUAUCGUCAGGGACGGGGAUUCAACAAGACGGCGAUCCCGAUCCUGGUCGGCACAAAAUACGAUCAUUUCGUCAACUUCCCCAGGGAGGACCAGGAAGAGAUAUCGAAUCAGGCUCGACGGUUCGCCAAGGCGAUGCGUGCUGCACUGAUUUUCAGCAGCACUAGCCACAGCAUCAACGUUCAGAAGAUCUUCAAGAUUGUGCUUUCCAAGGCAUUCGACCUCAAAUGCACGAUCCCCGAGAUCGAGAACGUCGGGGAACCUCUUCUCCUCUAUCAGUCUUGCUGA